CUUAGCGGAACACUCUGCAGAGACACACAUAGUUUCAGAAUUCGUAUAACUUAGAAGGAGAAUUAGGGGAAUUCUUUUGUUCUUUCUGUGAAAUUUUUGCUGAGCUUCGGAAAUGGCGUUGGCUUUCAGUUCCUCGGCCACAAUUCGCGGUUCGAUUUCUGAACAGAACAAAGUCCCGCAAAUGGGAUAUUUUCAGCCGUUGGAUCGGGCGUAUCAUCAGCCGACGGCGGUGGGCUUUUCUCGUAGGCAUUCCGAUGUGAAGCCGUUGAAUGCUGAGCCACGGCGCAACGAGGCGGUUGUCGCCGCCGCAGCAACCGUUGCUGCACCUGAGACUGCUGAGAAAGUAGAGGCAGAGGAUUAUGAGAAAUUGGCUAAGCAGCUUGAAAAUGCUUCCCCACUUGAGAUUAUAGAUAAGGCCCUCGAGAAAUUUGGGGAUGAUAUUGCUAUUGCUUUCAGUGGUGCAGAAGAUGUUGCUUUGAUUGAGUAUGCACGCCUAACUGGUAGACCAUUUAGGGUGUUCAGUCUUGAUACCGGAAGGUUGAAUCCGGAGACGUAUCAGUUCUUUGAUGCAGUUGAGAAACAUUAUGACAUUCGCAUCGAGUACAUGUUUCCUGAUGCUGUUGAGGUUCAGGGUUUAGUUAGGAGCAAGGGGCUUUUCUCGUUUUACGAGGAUGGUCACCAGGAGUGCUGCCGUGUGAGGAAGGUGAGGCCGUUGAGGAGGGCGCUAAAGGGGUUACGUGCCUGGAUCACUGGGCAACGCAAAGAUCAAUCCCCCGGGACUCGAUCUGAAAUCCCGGUUGUGCAAGUCGACCCAGCGUUUGAGGGGCUGGAUGGCGGGGCUGGCAGCUUGGUGAAGUGGAACCCGGUGGCUAAUGUAAAUGGCACGGACAUUUGGAGCUUCCUUAGAGCCAUGAAUGUGCCCGUGAAUUCGUUGCACUCUCAAGGUUACAUCUCGAUCGGGUGUGAGCCCUGCACGAGGGCCGUCUUACCUGGCCAACACGAGAGAGAAGGAAGGUGGUGGUGGGAAGACGCAAAGGCCAAAGAAUGUGGUCUGCACAAAGGCAACCUCAAGGACGAAAGCUCGAAUGGCAAUGGGAAUGGCGGUGUCCACACAAACGGUGCUGCUGCCGUUGAAGCAGACAUUUUCGAGACCCAAAACAUCGUGACCUUAAACAGGCCUGGAAUCGAGAACAUGUUGAAAACCGAAGACAGGAAGGAGCCUUGGCUCGUGGUUCUUUACGCCCCCUGGUGCCAGUUCUGCCAGGGCAUGGAAGAAUCAUACGUUCAACUGGCAGAGAAUUUGGCUGGUUCAGGCGUGAAGGUUGGAAAGUUCAGGGCAGACGGGGACCAGAAAGAAUUUGCAAAGCAAGAAUUGCAGCUAGGCAGCUUCCCCACAAUCCUUUUCUUCCCCAAACAUUCAUCGCGGGCUAUCAAGUAUCCAUCCGAGAAGAGGGAUGUAGACUCAUUACUGGCUUUCGUGAAUGCAUUACGGUGAUCGAAUUGCCUUUGCAAAGUGUAGCAUAGAGGAGAGGGAUUGAAGGAGGAGUUAUUGUAGAACGUCGUCGAGGGGUGCAUCGCCAUUCACCACAUACCCCCAUUACAAAGUAGUGUUGUAUAUGUAGUGUUGGAGCUUGUUUGGUCAGGCUGGAACUUUGUUAAGAAAGAUCUACUUUGGAAUAAACCUCUAUAUAGAGUUUAAUGGAAAAGUUUGAUGGUUAAAAUGAGUGUAGUAUAAAGGAGGUUUAUUGAA
This is a messenger RNA of Ipomoea nil (Japanese morning glory), 1750 nucleotides long. Its product is annotated as 5'-adenylylsulfate reductase 1, chloroplastic-like. The transcript has 5 exons. Gene Ontology annotation, molecular function: phosphoadenylyl-sulfate reductase (thioredoxin) activity. The coding region runs from base 113 to 1495 and encodes 460 amino acids. The record is from RefSeq and is a predicted model, not a curated record. Lineage: Eukaryota; Viridiplantae; Streptophyta; Magnoliopsida; Solanales; Convolvulaceae.